UUGAAAACAUGUCGCCCAAGCUCCCUAUGACUGAGGAAACUUCAAGCCCCAGCUGUCCUGUGAAGCUUGGUUAUGCGCAGUUUAAGACUUAGGUCAUUUAAAUGUAUUUUCGAAAUGGCUGCACAAGUCAGUGUAGUACGCGUCCAAGUAGAAGAAAAACAAAGGGAAAAAGAGAAACAUAAAGAACGGAGACGAAAGAAAAGAGAACACUCUCCGCUGAGGAAGACUGUUCAAGAAGCGAAGAGAAUGAAACAAGAUCUCGGUAUUCAGUUUGGUUAUCGCCAUAGUCCACUUAAUACGGAAGUGUUACUUGAGUCCUCCAAGAAAAUGGCAAAGCAUCCUUCUCCCAUUUCGUUAGCGAGCCCAGCGGUGUUUACCUUGGCUGCAGUUAACGUCUCUAAGAUGAAGGACCAAAACGACAAAAGCAAAGAAAAGGAGAAGAAGCACAGGUUGAAGAAGAAGGCCAGUGACAACAGUGCCAAGAUUGUUACGAAGGAAACGCUUGAUGAAAACUGCAAUUCUCAGUGUACUGAUGAGUAUCUCCUCAAAAAGAUGAAAAAGAAGAAGAAAAAGAAACACCGAGAGAAUGUGAGAGGGAAGCGGCUUAAAAUGUAUAACAAAGAAGUACAGACUGCGUGUGCUGGGUUAACUCGCAUCUUUCAUGAUAUUCUUCAGGACGAUCACUCCAGCAAGCUUAUUGAGUCUGAACUUGAUGAUGAAUCUUUUAGGUAUCUCAAGGAAGAAAAACUUUGUCGAUUGAAUCUAGACAUGGACCAGUGCAGUAUACCCAAGACUGUGCAGAUGCCAUUCAUGUCCCAUGAAGAAUAUUGCAUACGCAGUAAAAUCUUACAGACUGGUACCAAGUAUAGUCGUUUUCUGCAUGAGGAGCAGCAGAUAAAUGGUGGGGCUUCCGUACUACAUGCUUAUAUGGAUGAACUGUCAUUUUUGUCUCCUGAAGAUGUGGAAGGAUUUGCUGAUGAAUUUCUUAAUUUAACAUUCAAAGAAAAUGAGAAAAAUGCAUCUUGCUACUCGUUAGCAAUAGUCCAUGGUGCAGCUGCAUAUCUGCCAGAUUUUCUAGAUUAUUUUGCAUUUAAUUACCCAAACACUCCAGUAAAAAUGGAAAUCCUAGGAAAGAAGGAUAUUGAAACAACCACCAUUUCCAAUUUUCAUGCUCAGGUUAAUCGAACAUAUUGUUGUGGAACAUACCGAGCAGGCCCAAUGCGGCAGAUCAGCCUUGUUGGAGCAGUUGAUGAAGAAGUUGGAGAUUUUUUCCCAGAGUUCCUUGAUAUGUUAGAAGAGUCACCAUUUUUAAAGAGAACACUGCCUUGGGGAACCCUUUCCAGUCUUAAGUUGCAGUGCAGGUCUCAAAGUGAUGAUGGCCCUAUAUUGUGGGUAAGACCAGGUGAACAGAUGAUUCCUACAGCAGACAUGCCAAAGUCGCCUUUUAAACGUCGCAGGUCAAUGAGUGAAAUAAAAAACUUGCAGUACCUACCACGGACCAGUGAGCCUCGGGAAGUGUUGUUUGAAGAUCGAACUAGAGCCCAUGCUGACCAUGUAGGUCAGGGAUUUGACUGGCAAAGUACUGCUGCAGUUGGCGUCUUGAAAGCAGUACAUUUUGGGGAAUGGAGUGACCAGUCUCGGAUAACCAAGGACGUAAUCUGUUUUGAUGCUGCAGAUUUUUCUGAUGUUGUAGCUAGAUUGCAGUUAGACCUGCAUGAGCCACCAGUGUCUCAGUGUGUACAGUGGGUGGAUGAAGCUAAACUAAAUCAGAUGAGGAGAGAAGGCAUUCGCUAUGUAAGGACCCAGCUUUGUGACAACGAUAUUUACUUCAUUCCUCGAAAUGUUAUACAUCAGUUUAAAACUGUGUCAGCUGUCUGCAGCCUAGCAUGGCAUAUACGGCUCAAGACGUAUCAUCCAGAAAAGGAGACAAGUCCUGAGCAUAGUACCAGUACUGGGUGUAAUACCUCUGAGCCUAAACCAGAAGUCCAGAGCAUCAACAAUGACAGUGAUUUAUCAGAAGUGAACGAAGCAGUUACAACUUCUAGAACUUGUUCACCAACAAAUUCUUUGGGCACUUCAGAUGGCGAUGUCAGUGGUACAGUUAAAACACAGAGAAAACCAAGAUGAUUAUUGAAAUCCUCGCAUUGUGUAUAUAGUUAAGCUAAUUUUAUUUUUUUUUAUUUAGAUGUCUGGUAAUACUUUUUAAAAGUUUUAAUACACUGUUUUAGCUUAUAGUUUUUUUGGGGGGGAUAUUCUGCAGUUUCAGUGAAUGUGGCAAUUUUUAGAAGUUAUGAAAAUUAUAUGUGAAGAUGCACAUUUUAUCUAUCGCUUAUUUCUAAAGGGCAGUCUCAAUGUUUUUAGUAAAUCGUUGAAUUAGCAGCCUUGUACUGUGCAACAUCACUUAAAAAUGUUGCUGAUUUUGAAUGUAUAAAUCCACAUAAUAUUCUGAACUACUGUUUACCAGCAGAUGAGCAGUCUGUUCAAUGAACGUAAAUUUGGUCAUUCAUUCUAAAUAGCUUCACAAAACAUAUUGUAUAUAUAGUGAAGUGCAUAGUUAUAUUGAAAGACUGUUCAUCUUUUUAUCCUAGAAAUCAUAUGUUUUCUCUUGUUAGCUUAUGUUUUGUCUGAUGUUGCAGUGUAUUUACUAUUGUAUUUCUGUUGCAGUGAGCUUUCUUUGCCUCCUUUCACUUUUUGUUUUGUUUCAGCUAGCUAUUCAACAAAAUUUAAAAUUAUAGAUAAACACAAGUCCUCAAAAACCAAAUUGCAGGAAACUAGUAACUUGAGGACACGUUUGUAGUUUGUCUUAUUUUUGUACUGCCUAACUACUGUUCGUAAUUAUGUUUUAAAAGAAUGCUAUUGCUCAUCAGAUAAAUAUCUUUUUUACAUGUAUUAGAAAGUAAAGUAUAGAACAAAGUGGCAGCUAGUUUUAGUGGCAGCUCAUUUCUGCCUUAUUUGUAUGUGCAUGUAUGUUUUUUGAGAAUGUGUUUUAAUUUAUGUGUUCACAGCCUAUCCAGAAGUAUCAUAUCUUUACUAGGGAGAAGUGAAAGUCAGCUGCAUGGUUGUAUCUCUUACGUUGUCAUUUCACUUCUAAAUAUUUCCUUCCUUUGGUGGGGGGAGGGACAUUGCACUUUUAAUAUGCUUUACUAUAGGAAGAAUUGCAGGAAAAGAUUAGGUAUGAUUGAAAAGACACCAUAUUUUUAGCCACAUUGAAAAAGGGAAAGAUCCUCCUGUGAACUGCUACAGAAUAGAAGUUGCAACAUCCUGGUCCUGUGCUGGUUAUUUUAAGGGAGAGUUUUGAUAGGUAGUUAACACAGCUGAACCACCAGAUCACCAAGUCUAGGUUACAGCAUUAAGCACAUACUUGGUUGAAUGUGUGGGUUCUCCCUGUCUAACUGUUAAGUACACCUCCUUGGAGGUAAUGGCAGUAUGUAUCCACAGUGGCUGUUUUUUGUCAAAAAUAAUUGGAUUUUUAGCAAGUCACUUUCGGAACUGUGCAUCCUUUGAGUUAUCUAUCAAGAAGUUACCUUACUUCCUUUUAAGGUGCAUAGCGACAGUGGGUUUUCUGAGUUGCUUCUAAAAUACACAUGAAAGUUAAGCAGAAAGUGGACCUGUAGCUCAUUUUUGUGAAGCUGCUCAUCUAGAGUACUAAAUAAUUUUAGUGCUGCUUUUUGUCUUGGCAGUUUUGAUUUCCUACUUCCUUUGCGAUGUCUGUACUAGGUAGUUUCCUAAAAAUGUGGUUAUGCCUAAUGCAUCACUAACAAGUUACUUAUGUUGUGUGAGCAGUCAAAGGCAUCAUUUGCAUGGUACUUAAUUGCAACAGAGGUGUGGCACCUAGUGAAACAUUAAGUUGCAGAUUUGCAUUCUUACUGAGCACUUAUUCCUGCUUGCUACACUUCUAUUAGAAAAUUUUGCAAUAGAAACAUAUGCAAUUUCCAGAGUGAGAAAUAAAAUUGGGUGUAUUCCUUUGUUUUGCUUUUCAGAAUGCAUCACCAAGGACACACAAUGGCAAUAUAUUGGUGCCACUCUUUGUAAAUGGGGGAUUAAUCAAUCUGUUAAAUCAAAAACAUAAUACAGAGCUAUGAAAAGCAUUCAGAAAUGGAGCUGUUAGACUUAGACUUUGCACUUUUGUUUGGCACUAUAGAUUAGUGGGGAAAUGAACUCUGUUGGUUUGAUGUUCAGUCCAACAAACUCCACCUCUGUUAUGUGCAACUUCAAGCGCAUCUUAUAGUUUGUGCCUGUUAGUCAUCACCCUUGAUAAGCACUUUUAUCCCAUUGAUCUUCAUGAUUAAUUGUAAUAAGUAAAUGUAAGGCUUUUGUUUAAUAUAUACAAGUAAUUAUAAAAAAAAUACAUUGAAUGCAAUUACUGAAAUUAGAUCCUAAAAGCAUUUAGAGUUGUUGGCAUUCCAGACCACAAAUUAUGUAUGUUUUUUGCUAUCUAGGACUCCAGGAAUAAGAAUGUAGGCAUACUGUUGUUGAUAGUUGGAUUGCUUUAUCCUUUGCAUUUCAAGCUGUGUGGAUAUGAUUUAUUGAAUUAUGUAAUUUCUGUAACUGGAGACCCUUUUUCUGACUUGAUUGAUUUUGCAGGGCUUUCACCUUUUAAUCCUUAGUAGGUGUGUUGCUUUACUGAUGAUGAUCAUCCUCACAGGGCUGAAGCUGGGCUUUUGUCAGUUAUAAUGUUCAACAUGUGAUCCCUGCUGUAGUAGCUUAAGCUAUUUUGCUUAUAUCUGCCAAGGAUAGAAUUAACUUGGCCAGCCUUUCAAAGCUUAGUUGCACUUCACAGAUUCUUAUUGCCAGGAGGUUGAGCACAGCUCUGUAUUAAGGGUAGAGAGUCAAAAACUUCAGAGCUGUUGCCACUGCAGUGUGCUAUUCCUCCUGGCUUUAUGGAGCUGGUGGUUGAGUAGUGAUGCUUCAAGGCUGGGCAUAUGUCACCUGCUGAGGAAAACUUUCCACUACCUUUUUUUUUUUGAUGAAUUUAUUUCAUCUAGUAAACUUAUUUUAUACAGGCUGCCAUCCUUGUCUGAGGAACUUUUACUGCAGUGAAUACAUGUGUUAAUUUUUUGGGGGUAAAAUUUGAAUCUUCCCAUUUAUCACUUAUGGUUUCCGUUCCGAGCCCUCGGAACCAUGU
Molecule: messenger RNA, 5125 nt
Organism: Protopterus annectens (West African lungfish)
Lineage: Eukaryota; Metazoa; Chordata; Ceratodontiformes; Protopteridae
Gene: RSBN1
Product: round spermatid basic protein 1
Exons: 7
Coding region: 73-2127 (684 amino acids)
Cellular component (GO): nucleus
Source: RefSeq, a predicted model, not a curated record